UUCAGAGCAAGCCUUCUCAAGGGUGAUGCCAUCCCAUUACUGGGAUAAGACGCCUGAGCCAGCCAUCUUUAACCAACACAGCACUGCAGAUUGCGAUUCAUGUCACUGUGAGCCACCCAAGAAGAUCCGGAGAAAAAGAGAGCGAAAGACAUGGAGAGAAGCUGGUGCCACUAUUGUGUCCCAGACAGGUUCUGGACCCAUUCAGCUCUGGCAGUUUCUGUUGGAACUGCUGCAAGAUGGCUCAUGCCAAGCCUUCAUCUGCUGGACAGGGAAUGGCUGGGAAUUUAAGCUGUGUGAUCCUCAUGAGGUGGCAAGGCGCUGGGGUAAACGGAAGAACAAGCCCCGCAUGACCUAUGAGAAACUGAGUCGGGGCUUACGCUAUUAUUACCAUAAAAAUAUCAUUCACAAGACCAGCGGUCAGCGCUACGUGUAUCGUUUUGUCCGUGACAUUCAGGAUCAAUUUUCUGAAAUAAUUCGGAGCUAGAGAACACAAGUAGCAUGUAAGAAGGACAUUGAUACCUAUAUAUAUCUCCAAAAACCUUUGGAAUGCCAGAAGAGAUAGUAGGUGAAGCUCUUUUAUAGACUGCUCUUCAUCAUUUAUGCUCUCCUUCAAAGCAAAGCUGGUAACAGGCUUGGCAUAAACAUUGAAU
This is a messenger RNA of Anolis sagrei ordinatus, 650 nucleotides long. RefSeq names its product protein C-ets-2. Lineage: Eukaryota; Metazoa; Chordata; Lepidosauria; Squamata; Anolidae. The record is from RefSeq and is a predicted model, not a curated record. Gene Ontology annotation, cellular component: nucleus. Gene Ontology annotation, biological process: cell differentiation; regulation of transcription by RNA polymerase II. Gene Ontology annotation, molecular function: DNA-binding transcription factor activity, RNA polymerase II-specific; sequence-specific DNA binding.